AUGUUGGGGAGGUCGGCUCUGAGGAGAAGGUGGCAGGGCGGCUCCCUCUCCUCCCCGGCCUCCUCGCAGGCCUCGGCCGCCGCCUUUUUCCUCAUGUCUCGCCCCUUCCCGGGCUCCCCUCCUCAGCCACUCCCCGGGGAGGCACAGCUGGGGCCCGGACACCCUCCUUGCCCACAGGGCCAGGGCCCCCCUGGCCACCUGCCACAGCCCCGCCAUGUCCCUGCCUCUCCCCCAUGGCCUGGCCACCUCCUGAUGGCAGGAGGCGAGGUGAGGAUGGCCCGGCAGGGAGAGGAGAUGGGACCUGUCGCCAUGCCUGAAGGACAGCGAGUGCCCGUUUCACCACGGAGACCUGCAUCUACAACAGAGGUUGCUGCUCAGCAUCCUGGACAUGUGCCCUGCCGAAUUUGCUGCCCCAGAUGCCUUGCAGAGGUCUGGGAUUACCUGAAAGGAGACGUGGAAUUUGUCCACAAGGAUGAAAUAGACAGACGGUUGGAAAAGAAGCUGAAGAUCACGCAGAAGGAAAGAGCCGGGUCUUCCAGACUGGAUGUAGCUACAGCUAUGGGGAAGCCAUUUAAGAAAAAGACACUCAAAGGAAGAAAUGGAAAGUCAAAAUCUCCUCCUAAAGUGCCGAUCGUGAUUCAGGACGACAGCCUUCCUGCAGGUCCUCCCCCGCAGAUCCGCAUCUUGAAGAGGCCGACAACCAACGGCGUGCUUAGCAAUCCCAACUCCGCCAGCAGGCCGGCCUUCCCUGUGAAAUCCUUGGCGCAGAGGGAGGCAGAAUACGCGGAAGCCAGGAAACGAAUAUUGGGCAGCGCAAGCCCCGAAGAAGAGCAGGAGAAACCCAUUCUAGAUAGGCCGCCGAGGAUCUCCCAGCCGGAAGACACCAGACAGCCCAAUAAUGUGAUUAGGCAACCCCUGGGUCCCGAUGGCUCACAAGGCUUCAAACAACGCAGAUAAACGCAGGCGAGAGAUGCUGCUGCGAAAGGCAGGGUCCGCCGCCACGGGUCGCACUGCCGUGACGGACAAAUGGACUUGAGCAAAGGGAACUACCUGGUUUAUUUGCACUGUGAUCCCCUUUGCUCUGCCCACUGUGACCUUCAACCCCACGCACUGUGACCUCCCCUCUCCACCCACUGUGACCGGCAAACCGAGAAGGGCUGUCCCCAAGUCACUGUAAAAGGAAAGGGGACAACGAGGCGGGGCGGGGGGGUUAUAAAGGACUCGGAUGGGUGCAGGGAGUUGUGUGUGUGCCACUUGGGUUGAAGCUAGCGCCAGCAAUAAUGUUUGUUGUACUCGUAACCUGGCAUUUAAGGAAAAAAAAAAAAAUGGGAAGCCUCCCCAGAUGCGCAUGUUGUCCUCAUCACUUUAAGAGCAAGUUCUGUUUCAAAGGAUCUCUUUUAUUUUAUUUUUUCUUGUUUGUUUUCUGUAUAUCAGAUCAACGGAGUGCAUGGGAAGGGUUUUAACUGUUUGUUUUAAUUGAGAGAGGUAGUUAAGUGUUCAAAAAGGAGUUUCAAUGAAUUUCUGCAACUUUCAUGGCUCGGGUUUGGGCAAGCUCUUGCUUCUCGUUCUCUAUUUCUACCGCUGCCAAGCACGUAGAAGCGGACUCCCAGAUACCUGGCCUUUCCGAUCGCCGUGGGAGCCGUCGGAGUCCCACGACCUAGUUUACGUCUUGCACCUGUUAAAGCUUGCCUAGUAUUUUCUGCUGGCUUUGAGGAAAAGCUUAAAAUACAUCUUUUUUUUCUUUCUGUACUUGGGGAGAAGGGAAUGUAGACCGAUCCCGUGAAAAUGCCUGCUGUCCGGCUGCUGUUUGUGGCAGAAAGACGCAGGCGGUGAAGAAUUAGGGCUCCGUUGCGAGGAGCAGAAUAGCCGUCACCGCUCCGGUCCGUGAAAUAAAUAGGUGGCGAGGAGCCCCGCUCCGUACGGCCCACACUCGUCGAGCGGCUGGUGAAACGACGGGGAGUGCAGGAUGUCCCACGGGUCCGAACCCGAGUGGCUUAACGAUGGAGUGAAGGCUCUGAUCGCUCUCUUGGUCACGGUACGAGCUGCGUUUGCAUCCCAAAAUCGCAGACAUUGGGAACAAAAACGGUGUUGGAUAAAGUCUGGAUGAUUCUCCUGUCUUCCUGGCGGCAGCCAGCUCCCCGCGAGGCUUCAGGGAAGGGAUUUUCCUCCUCUGGCUCCUGGGAAGAGGACAGGGAGGCUGGUGGCCUGCAAGAACGUGGAUGUUCCCCCUCCGGACGAAGCUGACUUACCUUAAUAUCGCUUAAUACUGAGGGAUUAGAUGAACACUAAAUGCUCUUCUUGGAGGAGACGGUACCUAGAAAACCAUUUCUGGUUCUCAGCGGAUUAUUCUGUACAGCUGCGCCCUUCCUGCCUCUUCGUGCUCAGUAGGUUCAAGGGUAAACAAGCAAAUCUUGACGUCUUCUACCUGAUGGGAAGCGACCAUACAAAAAAACACGUAUGGAAAUACAGCUUAAAAAAAGAAACAAAAAACAAAUGGUAAAAUAAAACUACCUGUGUAUAAAAAGAAUCCGUUAGAGCGUUAAUUAGCUGAUUAAAGCACGGAGGACGGUGGCGAGGUGGGGAUGGGCAAAUGUCCCCUGGGCAUCCCCAACCACUGGCACUUUUUUUUGGGGGUGGGGGGUGUCUUAUUUACCCCCCAGCCCAGGCUGGUGGUCAGGAUGAGUCACCGGGGGGGCGCAGGAGGGGAGAAGGACGUCAGCAAUAACCGUAGUCACCGCGCCUUUCCUUAAUUAUUACUAAAAAUAGCUUUUAAUGGCCAAAAAAACCCCCCAAAUCCAUCCAGUUACUGGUGUAGCUGGCCAGCGUUAAAGUUGCCGUCUCCGGCACCGAAAUCUCCGUCUCUGGCGCCGAAAUCUCCGUCUCUGGCACCGAAAUCUCCUGGCUCCUCCAUCCCAGUGACCAGGAUACGUCCCGCCCGCGGGCAGGGCUCGGCGGCGUUCCUGUGGGAAGCCCCUUCGUCCCGGGAAGGUGGAGGAUAAACACGGUACCGCGUGUUUUCACCCCAAAAUGUGCGCCGAAAAGAAAAUGUUUUAUAAAUUGUAUUUUAAAUAAAUGUCUUUAAACUUUUAA
Messenger RNA from Harpia harpyja (harpy eagle), 3090 nucleotides. It is a transcript of the gene SZRD1, whose product is annotated as SUZ RNA binding domain containing 1. The record is from RefSeq and is a predicted model, not a curated record. Bases 1 to 957 code for a protein of 318 amino acids. The transcript has 6 exons. Lineage: Eukaryota; Metazoa; Chordata; Aves; Accipitriformes; Accipitridae.